AUGUGGAAGGGCUUGGAAGGUGAAAUAGUUACAAUGAAUCCAUCUGCUCAGCAAUGGCAGGAUUUUAUGCAGACAAAUCUUGAAUUGACUACUGGAGGCUCUGUUGUGUAUAACACUAAUGCCUCUGCUUUCCAGCAAUAUUAUGGAGUAGAGCCUAAAAAUCUGAUUUGCUAUACAUAUUUUAGUGGCGACCAACAAAGUGAAGAAUGCAACUUUUUUAUCAACCCUCACUUGGUGUCCAUAGACAAGCAGCCCCACAUAGAGGCUCCAAGGGGUUUUAUUGAUGCUUGGUCAAAUGACAACCCCAACACGCAGGGCAACAGCAGCAACAUCAACGAGUCCUCUGUUUCAUUGCAUGGAAACCUCUCACCUUCUUCACUCACUCUAUCCAUGGCCAUGGCGGCUGGUAAUGCUCUUGAUGAGGAAAUGGGUCUGAUCAAAAUGGGCUUAGAUGUGGAAAAUUCAGAUAAACAUAAGACUCAAGUUUCAAGCUGGCAGAGCCUUGGUUCAUGGAAGGUUUCAACAGCAGGCGGGCCACUAGCAGAGGCCUUACGACCAAGCGCUCUCUCAGCAGGCUCGAAUCCAGCAUCCCCUCAAGUUGGCAAUGUCGAUUUAAUUAGUCCUCCGGCUACUGCUGUCUCGUCUCCAUCUGGGCUUCUCCACAGAACAGUGUUAUCAGUCUCUGAUAACAGUGGUAGCAACAGCCCAAAUCUUGCUGCCACAACUGCAACUCCAGAUUUUGUUGCCUUCAGGUGGCUGAACUAA
Molecule: messenger RNA, 765 nt
Organism: Ilex paraguariensis (yerba mate)
Lineage: Eukaryota; Viridiplantae; Streptophyta; Magnoliopsida; Aquifoliales; Aquifoliaceae
Source: the annotation of a GenBank genome assembly